Molecule: messenger RNA, 1801 nt
Organism: Phragmites australis (common reed)
Lineage: Eukaryota; Viridiplantae; Streptophyta; Magnoliopsida; Poales; Poaceae
Exons: 1
Coding region: 565-1512 (315 amino acids)
Source: RefSeq, a predicted model, not a curated record
GUCCCCUGAAACCAAGAAAUCUUGUGCGGCAUCACCACAUGCCUUGCUAUCUUUAACAUGUUACCCACAUGCCCCUGCUUGCAACUGCUGAGACCUGACGGCCCCCCAAGAGAUCCAACUCGAAUCCUUGGGAGGAGCAAGUAGCCAGGUGCAGGAUUCGACAGUGAUAACUGAGAGCUUUGGCCUUUGCCUCCUGCCCAUGGUGAAAGUUGGCAGUAGCAAAUACAGUCAGGAGUACAACGGCCUACAGGGAAACCAAGGUUGGUCCCUGAAAGAUCGAGCAUUCAUUCCACGCAAGCGGAGAAGGUUCCUCCGGUUUUAAACACCCCAUGAGGGCUUCCUCCAAACACUUUCAUGUACAGCUCACUUUCUUGGCCUCCCUCCUCUCCUCCCCUUUCCAGCUCAGUUUGCUCACUCGUGGUCUCCUCAUCCCCUUGCGCAACUCCAUAACUUUGCAUGGCUCGACGGCACUUCCCGGCACCUAUGUAUAGCCGUCUUUUUGCUUAGUCCCCUGGUCUCAAGGCACAUGCCCUGAUCAAACAGGCACAGAGCCGUAGUUGGCACAUGAUGCAGGACCUGUUCUCGGUUCCUUCGUGUUUCUCGUCCGGCGAGAAGCUCCCGGACGUCCCGGCGUCCACGGCGGCCACCAAGUCGGGACAGAGCGCGGUGACUCUGGUCUACCGCGCGGGGAUCGCGGGCCACGACCGCCUGGUCACCGUGACAUGGUGCAGGAACCUGCUCACCCACGGGCUAUCCGUGUCGAUCGAAGGAUCGGCGGGCAGCGGCAAGGACAAAAGCGGCAGGAUCUGCGGUGAGGCCGCUGCAGCCGACGGCGGAGGCACCAAGAGCUGCAGCAGCGCCUGCAAGGUGGAGAUGCAGCCGUGGCACUUCUGGCGCAAGUACGGCGCCAAGCAGUUCCAGGUCGACGGCAAGGCCAUCGACGUCGUCUGGGACCUCAGGAGCGCCAGGUACUCAGAUGAGCCCGAGCCGCUGUCCGACUACUACGUCGCUGUGGUCUCAGGCGAGGAGGUCGUCCUCCUCCUCGGCAACCUCAAGAAGGAUGCCUUCCGGCGCACCGGGUCGCGGCCGUCCCUCCAGGACGCCAUCCUGAUGUGCAAGAAGGAGCACGUCUUCAGCAAGAAGAGGUUCCUCACCAAGGCUAGGUUCCACGAGAAGGGCAAGCUGCACGACAUCAGCAUAGAGUGCAGCAGCAGCAACCUUAACGGCGGCAUUGAUCUCGACAUGGUGAUCAAGAUCGACGGGUGCGUGAACGUUCUGGUCAGGCACCUGCAGUGGAAGUUCAGAGGCAACGAGUGCAUCUCUAUCAAUCAGCUCAAGGUUCAGGUGUACUGGGAUGCGCAUGAUUGGCUCUUCGGCACAGGGAUGAGGCACGCCUUGUUCAUCUUCAAGCCUGAGGCGCCGUCCCUGUCUUCUCCGCCGUCGACUUCUGACUUCAUCACUGAUGAGUACUCUGAUUUCUGCCUGUUUGUGUACGCUUGGAAGGUUGAGUGAGCUAGAGAUCCAUGUUAUGAAUCAAUAAUUCAUAUCAUGUAAUGGACUGGAAAAUGCAAGUGUAUGGAAAUGAUUGAGGCCAUUCUCUCUUUCCUUUCCAUGGGAGUGUGUUGCGCACAUGGAAGAUUGGACCUGGAAGGGCACAGGAUAGUCCUUGGGAUUAGGAACAGGCUGGUCCUGAUGGAGGGUGAUGACAGGCAGGAUUCACAAGGGCAUUGCCUUUCCCAAUCAUGCAUUCAUGCUUAUUUAUCCUGGGAAAUUCCAGCUAAGAGCUGGUCCCUCCAAUGCA